AUGUCGAAUAACAGUAACCAAACAUCCGAUUAGAAAUAAUCUUAGGAGUCUCUGAGUAAAGAGAGUUCAAGUUCGUCGAGUUCCUCCUCAUCAUCAAGAACUUCUUCCAUCUCAAAGGCUUCUAUCACCUCACAAUAAAAGAAAGUUGAAGAAAGAAAGCUAAAGCCUACUUUCUUAUCUAAGAGACCUACUAAAUUACACUCAAGAGAUUCAAGAGAUCACCUUAAUCAUAGUCACCAUCAUCACAAUCCAAUCCAGUCCAAGGAUGAUGACCUCCAAAGAUUCAGCGAGGAAAAUAGAUUCCGAAAUAUCACUUAAGAGAUUAUAGCACCAUUCAGAAUAAGCGACAUUGAGGAAUUAGUUCUAGUUGAAUAAAGAAAAAGUAAAAUUAACUUCGAUGGAUUAAUGGAGAAAUUCAAAGUUUACAACGAUCGAGUCAACGAUCUGCAAAAAGAAUUUUAGGCCAUUGACACAUUGUUCUUAGCAAGAGACUCUAAGAUAGACACUAAUUUUCAGAUAAUGAUGGAUCAUAAAGUGGAGGUGAGCACCUAGCUUAUGAAUUUCUAGUAGAUAUUGACUAAUAAAACGGAAGAAUUCGAUUUCAGAAUCAGAGAUAAUGAUAUGAGAAUGAAGAGCAUUGAGAAUUUUUUCAAAAACAAUAGGGAAUUUCUGGAUGAUAUCAAUUAGAAACUAGCUAAACUUGAGUAUUAAGCGGAUAAACAAUAUGAGGAAGUGUCAGAAUUUAUGCAAAAAGACAUUAUAUCUAUUAAGCAAUCAAAUUAGAGAAUAGAAGAUUAAAUUAGAGCUAAUAUGCUUAAUUUCAAUGACUUAUAUCAACAACUAGAAUUAACUUAAGCGAGAGUAGAGCCAUCAUUUAAAAGUCUAGAUACUAUUCAGAAUUUCAUUGUCAAUUCGCUUCCAUUACUUAUACACUUGCAUGUCAGCGACAGUCUUUAAGAAUUCUUAAACGUUUAAGACAGAUUGAAACUAAUCCAAUUCGAUAAUAAGAAAUUGCAGCAGUUAAGAGCAUUUGUAGAUAAUUCAUUUUUAAGCUAAACCAACUUAGUAACUUAGAGCGAUAAUUAAGCAAGCAAAGAGAGUAUUGUAUUGAGCGGAAAUUUAUCUGAGAUUUAGGAGAAUGAAAAUGGAGAUACAAUUACGACUUAAGAGAUCAAAGAAAUUAAGGACAAGACUUACUUAGUCAAAAAUCUGAAUCAGAGACUUGAUAAUCUCUUAAAGUUUAUGAGUGAAAAAGAAAAAGGCUGUCUAAGAUUUGAAUAUGGCAAAGACUGGAAAAAGUAGAUGACUGAAGAGUAAAUAAAUCAUAUAGAUAGAAGCUAUCAAAUGAUUCUUGACUAGAAGUAUAAUUAUCUAGAGAAGACAAAUAAUAUGAUUAAGGAAAAUGAGAGAAUCAUUAGGGAAAAGAAGCAAGAAGCUAAAAGACUUUUAUAAUAAAAGAUAGAUCUGGUGCAUGAUAGCCCGAACCGCAGAAAUAGUAUAAUUAAUGAUUAAAGUUAGUCAUCAAUCAGACCUAACAAUGAAAUUGUUUUCUAUAAGGAGUUGAUUUUAGUAAGGACUACUACAAAGAGUAUUAUUCAUAGAGAAACUCUGAAUGCAAGAAGGUUAAAAAGCAGGUAAAUAAAAAAUAGAAACUAGUAGAAGAUGAUUUUAAAUCAACUUCUCAAAGAGUAGGAUGAGUUAUAAUCAGAAAAAGAUUUCUCUGAAGACUCAAGUGGCGAGGAUCCAAACAGCCCUAAAAAGCAAAUUAGUAGAAGUCCUACCUCUGGCUAAGUGAGCAAAUCGAGAUAGCUAUUGCAAAAGUAAUUUACUGAGAUAAAGCAUCUCUUUGACCCUGAGGAUAAAAAGUCAAGGCUUUAAUCAAGAAAAUAGAGUAGUCCAUCAGGAAAGGGAAUAAUCUAGAAAAAUAAUCAUAAUCAUUCAAGGGACUCUGAAACUGACCCUUAAUCUUAGCUGAGUACAUAUGACUUGCCGUCACAUGUGAAAGAACGAAUGCAGAUAUUACUUUAACUAGGAUUUAGACAAACCUAGCGACUUUAGAAAAAAAUCAAUAGGUUGGUCUAGAUACACAAAGAGCAGUCAAUAACUUAAAAUCAAUCACUGGAGAAGGGUAUUAAUAAAAUGAAGAAAGUAAAAUCCAAGUUUACAGAUAUGGUUGACUAUCUAGAUUCUAAGGUUAAUGAAUAGAUUACUAAGUAUAAUAAGAACGUUGAGAAUAUCCAAGAAGAAUUCUAGAUUUUCAAAGAUACUAUCUAAUCAGAGUACAUAGAUUUCUUUAAGAACAGAAAAAGGAUAGCAACUGAGAUAUCGGUAAUGACUAAAUCUACGAAUGAGAGAUUAGAUAACUUUUCAAAUUUAAUUGAUAGAUUUAGCUCUAAUCAUGAGACAGUAAACUAAAUCAUUCCUAUUCUAAUUGAAAGUCUCCACCUUUAAAUUGCUGCAUUUUUCAAAGAUAAUUAAGAUAGAGAAACCUUAAGCAUGAGUUUAAGACUUGGGGAGAUAGCAAAUGAUGGCUAUCUAAUGGUUGACUAGGUUAAAUAAUCUAAAAAUAACGGAAUAAGAAUUUCAAGCCAAUCAAACAACUUCAAUAUGACUUCACCCAUUACAAUUGGUAAAAAAGACUUUAUAAAUGAGAAUAUCAAUAGUCAAGUGAUGCCUCAAAUUUAAUCGAUUGAUAAAAUUGCUAGAAUGACCCCAGAUAUUCCUAUUGCAGAAAAUUAUCAAGGUUCACUUCACAUGAAAUCUACAUCAUAUAGAAAAAAUGAACUUAGCAGAAUAUAAGUGUUUAAGAUUCAAUAAUCUUUCAUUGAAAGACUAGAAAAUCUUAUACUUAAUCAGUAAAUCUUUGCUGAUUCUGGAUUGAUCCCUAAAGUAAUAUUUGAUGAUUACUAUCUAGACCUAUUUGGGUAAAUUUAGGCUAAUAUAAACAAAAGACCAUAGACAACCAUGUCAAAUGGAAGAAAAUAGGUACCUAUAUCUUAAUCAUUCCAAAAUAACUCAAUUAAGACUGCAUAGCUCAAUCCAGACUAAUCAAUGUCUGAUAUAGAUAGAGAUUCCAAAAUGAAGUCAAGAAAUACAGGGGUUCAAAAUAUGUCUAAAUCUGUAGGAGUUUCAAAUGCUAGGAUUCAUUAAUCUAAUGCAGCCACUAAUACUUCAGCUGUUAUAUCAAGCAAUCUGAACCCACAAAGAAAGUAAAAUAUACUAGAUUGCAUAGAGUAAAAAACUUAAAAAAUUGUUGAACAUGGUCUACGGAGAGAUUCAAUGAUUUAAGAAUUCCUUAAUAGAACAAUGGAUGAAAAUCAAAAAAGUAAUACAAAUGUUCUAGGAAACACUCAAACAUCAAUUGUUUAUGACUUAAAUUCUUUGGAGUCUUAUGAUAUCAAACCCAAUACUAUUUUAAUUGAUAAUGUGUCACCAAUGAGCAGAGAUAGGCAUUCACCAACAAGGCUUCAUCCAGUAAUGAAUUUAACUCAAACUGGAUAUAAACCAAUGAAGAAUAAAUAGGUGGGUAGUGGGGUGAACUACAGCUACACAAGCAAUGGAAGAGUUACUGAGAUGGGCAAAAAAAGACCAAUUACCCAGGAAAAUUAAUAAAACUCUGGAAAUAAGAAAAAUAACAAUCUCAGUCAAUCCCUCCAUAAUGGAAUAGUUUUAUAAAAUAAUUCAAGUAAACCUGGCACAUCUUAUAUAAAGAGAAGGAAUAUUAAUACUGUACUCUCUCACUUGGACUAGUCUGCCUCAAGAACAUCCUCACUUCUUAAUAACAAUAAUUCAUUCAAGCCUUUGAAUGAUUUAACUCAAUCCAAAUCUAAUUAUAAGACAAAUGUUCUUCUAGGAGCAUAACAUAAAAUUUGA
This is a messenger RNA of Stylonychia lemnae, 3873 nucleotides long. The record is from the annotation of a GenBank genome assembly. Lineage: Eukaryota; Ciliophora; Spirotrichea; Sporadotrichida; Oxytrichidae.